Penicillium salamii is the source of this 1629-nucleotide messenger RNA. NCBI's taxonomy places the organism in Eukaryota, Fungi, Ascomycota, Eurotiomycetes, Eurotiales, Aspergillaceae. The record is from the annotation of a GenBank genome assembly.
AUGGGCAUUGUUGACUAUUUCAGUCGACCGCGUGGUCUUGAGGCCCAUGGUGGUGCUGACACACCCACUAUGGAGGCCCCAAAGGUCAUUGAACCUACUGUUAUUUCGAGCCCAGAGUCUUCUGGGGCAGUAACACCCGCACACAUGUUGCCGUCUCCGGCGGGAAGUGAAGAUCCGUUUAUUCUUGAAAAGAUUCCACACCAAUUUGGUCGCUUGGGUUCUUGGAGAGGAUCUCUAAUCUUGCUUGUCACCUCUGGUUCUCAAUUCCUUGACAAUGUGUUCAUGACCAGUGCCAACAUUGCUUUGUCUUCAAUCCAAAAAGAUUUCGAAGUUUCCGGUACCGAUUUGCAAUGGAUGAUCUCCGCAUACACAUUAUCAUUUGGCGGUUUCCUUUUACUUGCUGGUGCUUUAUCUGAUCGUUACGGACGAAAGAAGAUUCUGUGCCUUGGUCUCGCCUGGCUAUCUAUCUGGACCCUGGCCAUUGGCUUUGGUCAGUCCUUCAUUCAACUCACAGUGUUCCGUGGAAUUCAAGGAAUAGGAGCUGCACUCACUGUGCCAUCUGCCAUUGGAAUCAUCAGUUCAUACUUUAGCGGUGUCGACCGUACCCGGGCUCUUUCUAUUUACGGCGCCUCUGGCACUCUCGGAUUCUGUACUGGUCUUAUCUUCGGUGGCUUCUUGACUUCUUCGCUGGGCUGGAGAUACAUUUUCUACCUGAUUGUCAUCAUCACCGGCUCUUUAGGAGUUUUGGGUUUCAUCGUUCUUCCCGCCGAUGUGCCUUCGAAGCAGAAGCAUGAGCGAAUGGACUACAUUGGAGCAGUGAUGUCGACAGCUGGUCUGAUUCUGCUUCAAUUCGUCCUCUCAAGUGGCGGAACUUACGGUUGGGACCAGCCUUUCAUUAUUGUUCUCUUGAUUGUGGCCGUUGGUCUUCUUGUUGGAUUCACUAUCCUUGAGAAGUACAUCAGCAAUCCGAUCAUGCCUCUCUCAUUGUGGAAGAUUCGCAAUUUUGCGGGUCUCUGGGUGAUUGGUUUCACUGGAUAUGGUACAUACCAAAAUGUCAUCUAUUACAUUGUGCUCAUUGCACAGGAAGUGGAUAAGCUCAACGCUGGCGACACCGCACUCCGCUUCCUGCCCAUGGGUGCAAUUGGAUUCAUCGUAUCUCUUGGAACCGGAAAGCUUCUUGAGUACAUGAAUGGAAAGCACCUCUUGAUCGCUGGGCUGGUUCUAGCUGUUGUUGCCCCCAUCUCCAGUGCUCUGACUUCGAGCCCUGAGUAUAGCUUCUGGGUUAAUGUUCUCCCCACAUCCUUGAUCAGCAUCUCAUCUGUGUCAUUCAUCUUUGUCACAACCAGCACGGUGGUGCUGACCAGCGUACCCGUCGAGGUGAAGAGUUUGGCUGGUGGAAUGCUGAACACUGCAUUCCAAAUCGGCUCUGGUGUCGCAUUGGCUAUCUCGGCUGCUGUCACCGAUGCUGUUGAUAUUCAGAAGGGACAUGGCCUUGCCGAACAAUAUGGUACUGGCCUCUGGUGCUCAGUCGGUCUUGCUGGACUUGGCCUGAUAAUCGGUCUCGUUGCCGUCCGCGAGAAGGGGAUCGGCCCCAAAGAUAGACUCGGUGCUGGUCCCAUAGCUGUUUGA